Messenger RNA from Alnus glutinosa, 1141 nucleotides. RefSeq lists its product as uncharacterized. The coding region runs from base 77 to 889 and encodes 270 amino acids. The record is from RefSeq and is a predicted model, not a curated record. Lineage: Eukaryota; Viridiplantae; Streptophyta; Magnoliopsida; Fagales; Betulaceae. The transcript is spliced from 4 exons. Gene Ontology annotation, molecular function: protein binding.
CUCGCACGGCACCGACUUCAGUUCACACCUCUCAACUCUCUAUAUUCCACUUCCUCUCUCUCUCUCUCUCUCUUCGAUGGCACAGGCCGAGCUGCAGGAAAAGCAGACAAAGACACCGGAAUCACCUGAGAAGUACGAUGUGGUGGGGGAGGAGAUGGAGGGGCAUAGGAAAAGGAGGAAGAGGAAGAAGCGAGAGAGAGAAGAAGUGGUGGAAGAUGUGGAAGAGAAGAAAGAAGAAGGAGAAGGGGUUCUGCGAAGGGACCCAUUGGAGGUGUUUGGUACGGACAUAAUGUUGAAGAUACUGAGUAAUCUCGACGCACGCAGCGUGGCACUGUCUCUCCUCGUCUCCCGUGGCUGGCACGCGGUGGCCUCCAGCGACCGCAUCUGGGGCGCCAAGUUGGAGGAACUGUGGCUUGGGAAAGCACACAUACCUCGCCUGUCACAAAUCCGGGGAUUAUCCAAAUUGGCCGCUUAUUCAUUAGCUGUCAUGGAUGGCAAGCGUACCCGUAUCAUGAAGGAUGAUUUGUGUGAUCAUGUUUGGGAGUUUCAUUUUAACAAGGGGGCACCAGAAUAUUGGAGAAAUCUUGAUCCUUAUUGGAAGGGCACUGGCCCUCCCAUGCGCCGCUACUUCCAUCCGGAUGGGAGCCAAAGUGCAGAUCCUGGUGACAAGGUAUGGGGCGGUCAUGAAUGCUGUUACUUGACAUUCACUAGUAUUGUCGGUGAAGAUAAAAUCAGGGAGCACUAUGUAAGGAUCAAUCGAUGGCCAAGAUUGUCCGUGUCUCGGAAGCAGGAUUGGAGCUGGGAAUUGUCAAACCACCUUUAUUCCUACUCGAGCAUCCCUGAUGCUCACAAGAAAGGUGGGACUGGGCCGCUUUAUGGUGUUAUGUAAAUAUAUAUAUAAAAAAAAUUAAGUUGUAGGGUUUGCUAGAUAUCUGCCAACGAGUGUAUAUAUCUUCCUUAAGGUGUUUGUCAGUGUUGUGUUACAUGGUCCAAGUUAUGGACGUAUGAGUGCAUAUGUUGUUUGUAGAGAAGGAAUAAAGUAAGUAAUGCCAUUGUAAAUUUGUCUUCUGUUGUGACCUAAACUGCGGCCAAGUUACAGCUUGCUUGGAUAUCCUUAAUAUCACUUGCAUACUUUUUCCCA